UUCAGUAUUUGCCACAGACAAUUUCCAUUACAUUCAACUCCAGCAUUGCACUUGUCUGGAAUACCUUUUGAUGAAGAUGUGAUUUUUAAACUGUUGAAAUGUUUUUGAGAAUGAUGAAAUACGAGUUUAUUUUAUUGCUUGUUUUUAAAACAGUUAUUGCUGUUACAGUAAAAAAUGUGAAAAUUAACAAUUUUGAAUUAGAGUUUUCUGUGACUUACGAAAAUUGGUGUAAAUCUGACAAAGACAGAUUUCAGUUUAUAAUUGGUAUAUCUAUCGAACAAUGUGUGACAGAAUGUGGUGCACGGGGCCACUGCAGUUCUCUUAACUAUAGAAAUCAAAUAAACGGUUGUGAGCUUUUCCUUACUUCCGAAACGGAGCAGCGAGUUCCCGGCGAGUGUGUCUAUGUUAAAAAAGACAACAUCAAAGUGACGAAGAGUCCUUGUCAAGAAGUUUGUGCUUACGGGCAGGUAUGUGAAUCAACAAAUUCCAAAAAGGGAAUGUGUAACAUAAAAGAGUGUAUCAAAACCAAGGCCCCUAUUAAUGGUACAGUUCUUGGGAAUCUAAGGGGAGUUGGAGACAAGAUUCGUUACAUGUGUAAUCCCGGAUACGAACCAAAGAACGACGGCCAAGAACCUGUAGCUAUAUGUCUUGACAACGGACAAUGGAGCCAUGUAACAGAAUGUGUAAAAACUAACUAUACUUGGGUGGCUUCAUGGUCACCAUGGAGCACAUGCAGUUUAAGUUGUGGGUCCGGAAGAAAAUCAAGAACGAGGGAGUGCUCUCUUCGCAUAAAAGGCAACGGUGCAUCUAAUUGUGAUAAAGGGGAUGUUGAUGUUGAUAAUAGUACUUGUAAUAACCAAUCCUGCCCUACACCGACACAUGGGAAGAAUUGCUCAAGUAAAACAGACUGUAUAGAAACAGAGGCUGUGUGCAUACAAGGAAUAUGUUUCUGUGAUAAGCUAUUUGCAUACAACAACGAAAGUAAUAACUGCACAAAAGUAUGCGACACUUUGACAGGCAACUAUAGUAAAAUCAACAACACAGCAAUUUUAGGUUUUAACAGUGGUAACGAUACGGUGCGUAACAGCUUGGAAGAAUGUGAAAAAGCCUGCAAUUACGACCAGUCUUGCUUAUCCUUCGAAAUAUGGCUCGAAGAAGGGCAACCACCGAAUGAGGUUAAAUUUGGAUGUACAAUAGGAUUAGCAACAUAUGAUAUGAUCAAUUCGGCGGCUCCCACACUGCUCAAUAAUAAUAUAACCGGUUGUGAUCUGUAUUCCAAAACAUGUUCCUGACUAAUAUGUAUAGAUAAAUAAAAUAAAACAUGAAAAGAGAGUAUCUAAAAAACGAAAUAAAGUUUAUGUGGUUUGAAUUAAAACUUUAUGUAAAACAAAUACCUGGUAUGUAGUUAUAGGUUACUCAUAUAUCAAGUGGUACAAAUUCAAACGACAGCAAUUGAAUAUAAGCUUAAUUUUAUAAAAUUCAAAUAUUUUCAACUUAACUCCAUUGAAGUCCAAAAGCCUAAAACAUAAAAUUUGAAUUCUGUAAUAUACAUAAGCUGGGACAAUUAAAACAGAACAAAACGCAAAAGAUAAUUAAGAAUUUUGCUCAGAAAUAAAUUGAAAAUCGUACUUUUGCCAUUCCUAGCUCGAUUAAGGUGAAAGCUUAGAAACGCUUUUAAAUUUCGGGUCAUUUGUUACAAUUAGAAUAAUUAUUCAGCGAAAAGGUUUUGAUCUGAAAUUUUGCACACAAGGUAUUGGUCUUACCCUAUAUCAAAUGAAACAUUAAUCUUUAAAAAUUAUUUCCAGCCCCUUCAUGUCAAAAAAAUCAGUGGAGUCCCUGUAGUGUGCAUUUAGUUUACACUUAACUACAUACAGGAUAUACUAAACUACUUAGAUAUAGCUUUAAUUGGCAAAAUAUCUGAUUACAGACAUAAUGUGUGAGAAAAUCUGCUGCUAUGCACAAUUAUAGUUAUGUUUGCUAAAUACUGAAAAAGGUCAAGUUUUACAUCAUUUUGUAAUUGAUAAUGUGUUGCAUCAAUUGUUAUCAAAAAGAUAUAUGCAGUCUGAAAGACGAUAAGUGUUCCCAUCAAGGUCCUGAAUUAAAUAUUGAAUUGAAUUGGUACAUGCCGAGCUGUUCAUUAGGGCGUCAUAGGACACAUUGUUAAGGUCGUUGACUUCAAACUACUUGCCUCUCACUACUGCGGGUUCGAACCCUGCAAAUGACAUUUGAUUCUUCAUUGUAAGGAAGCUAUCCAGCAAGUCGUCAUAUGGUCUUUUAAAAUGUUAUUGCGACAUAGUAUUUCACCAAAACAAAUAAUGAAAAAUAGAUAAAUCAAUUAAAAAAAACAAAAAACGACAAAUUAGUAAAUCCCUAAUAAAUUUGUGUCUGUAUUUUUAGACCUGCAAAAGGCUUUUGAUUGAGUUGACAAUGCAAUUAUUUUAUAUAAACUCAAACUUUAGCACUUUCACAUCAUUAAAACUGUUUCAUUCGUAUCUGUCUAAAAAGUCUAAAAAUAUACUAGUAGGUAGUAGACAAAGCUAAAGAUUGCAAAAGCAAUAUCGCAUGCUUUUUAUAAUGCAUUCCUUUUUUCCUAUUUUUGAGUAUUGUUGUAAAAUAUGGGGGAAAGAAACGAAAAAUAUAUAUGCCGAAUAUACAAAAUACAAAUUCGAAUUUGCAAAUUUAAUCUAGACUUUCCAAUAAGAAAACGAGCAGAAAAUUUAUCUAAAAGAUUAAAAAUAUUGCCUUUCAAGGAAAGAUGUAUUUUUCACACCGGUGUCCAAGUAUUUAAAACACUGAAUCAUACGUCCCCUCAGUAUAUCCGAGCCUUACUUACCAUAUCUAAAAAUCAAAAGUAUAAUCUAAGAUCAAUAUCUCAUGGAAAUGUAAUUUUGCCCUACAAACCACGUACUAAUUAUUUCAAUGACGCAUAUCAAUUUAAUACCAUGUUUUUUUUUGGAUUUCUAUACCGUUGACUAUUAGAAAGAAAACAAAAUUGUCUAUAUUUAAGAACGUUUCAAGAAAUACUUAUAUAAUCAACUUCAUACAUAUAUUUUCAUUAUUAAUUGUAUUUCUUACUAUAAAAUGUUUUCUAAUAAUGGGUGUCUGUCUUAGAUUUUAGUUUUUGACUGUGUUAAUUUUGUAAGUUUUUUACUUUGUAAAUUGCAGAUCAAAAUAAUGCACUGAGGAAAGUUUUAUGUUUAAUGAUAGUUAUUGAUAAAAUGAAUUGUAUGAAUGUUCAGUAUGUUUGUUAAGAUAUAUACUAAGAUUUUGAUUACCAUUUAAUAAUUUCCUUUAAAUGUUAUAUUGUUUUCGAUUGAUUUGAGCUCUUUUGACUCUGUGUGUGCGCGCUCGCAUGCGCUCGUGCGUGUGUGCGUGCGCGUGUGCAUGUGUGUGUUUAAUUUAAAAGGCCGCAUUGUAAAUAAGGUGUUAUAAUCUGUAUAAUUAUGUCUGUAUGUGUUACCUUCUGUAAAAAAAUUAUUACUAUUAUUAUUAUUAUAGUUUAGAGACUUUUCCGUUGUUAAUGUGUCAUAGUAAAAUCGUAAACAUAUACAUGCACAGUGCGUUAACUGUAGUGCAGGUAUUAGUUACCCAUAGAAAUACAUUUAUCACAUUCAGAUGCUUGCUCACUGGUUACUUUUUUCUGGGGUUUCAUAUUGUGACAACACAAAACGUGUCUUUGUUUUUGCUUGUGAUACUAAGGAGAAUUAUUAUAUGUAAUUCAUAUGUUAUUUAUCUAUUAUCUCUUAUGAUAGAGAAUAAUUUCAUGCAAUUUAUUAACAUCAAAUUAAGUCUAACAAUAAGCCUGCUGGAGACACUCCGAGUGUAAAUCAGAUUACCGCGUGUUUUGAUGUUCUGUCUAUUGUUUGUUCAGCAGUUUUUUGUUAGAAGUUAGACGAUUGGUGUUGAUAAAUUACAUAUAAUUACAUAUAUAUUUGUUUUAAAUUCAUUAAUAAAGGUUAUAAUAUGCUCAAAUUUGAAAUUUCGAAAGACUGAUAAUUACAAAGCA
Molecule: messenger RNA, 4006 nt
Organism: Ruditapes philippinarum (Manila clam)
Lineage: Eukaryota; Metazoa; Mollusca; Bivalvia; Venerida; Veneridae
Product: coadhesin-like
Exons: 6
Coding region: 99-1292 (397 amino acids)
Source: RefSeq, a predicted model, not a curated record